Molecule: messenger RNA, 1395 nt
Organism: Solanum dulcamara
Lineage: Eukaryota; Viridiplantae; Streptophyta; Magnoliopsida; Solanales; Solanaceae
Product: protein RETICULATA-RELATED 1, chloroplastic
Exons: 7
Coding region: 54-1208 (384 amino acids)
Biological process (GO): plant organ development
Cellular component (GO): chloroplast inner membrane
Source: RefSeq, a predicted model, not a curated record
UCACCAACGUUGUUGCAAUUUCUCUCGUACGUUGUUGUUACUACUAUAAACAAAUGGCUCUGCUUCAAUCAUCACUUUCCCAUAUAUCAAAUCUUUCGAUUUCUUCAAACGACUGUGAAUUCAAAUUCUUAAAUACAUCAAAGUUGGUAUCUUUACAACAAUCCAUUACGAAAACUGAUCGAAUUUUCAGUAUUAAAUGUACUGGACAAGAAUCCAUCAUUAGAACAGUUGACGGAGGUGAUGGAGGUAACGGAAAAGGAGGAUUUCCAUCUGACAACGGCGGCUCCGGCGACGGCGGUGGAGAUGAUGACGACGGUGAUGGUGAUUAUGAUGAGAAAGAGUUUGGACCGAUAGUGAAAUUUGAUGAGGUGGUUAAAGAGGCGGAAAAGUUAGGGGCGAAAUUGCCUAUUGGUAUGUUGGAAGCUGCUAAGACUACAGGGAUUAGGAGAUUGAUUCUUAGUCGUUACUUGGAUAUGCAGGGUUCAGCUUGGCCACUGGGGUUUUUGAUGAGACAUUGCUCAAUGCUGAGAAAUCGAAUGCUUGCUGAUCCAUCAUUUUUGUUUAAAGUCGGAACAGAGAUUGUCAUCGACUCCUGUUGUGCAACAUUUGCAGAGGUGCAGAAAAGGGGAAAGGAUUUCUGGGCUGAAUUUGAGUUGUAUGCAGCAGAUCUUCUUGUUGGAAUUGUUGUUGACAUCGCAUUGGUAGGCAUGUUGGCUCCUUAUGUCCGAAUAGGCAAGCAGUCCGUUUCAAGCAGCUCUUUUGGACGCUUUCGACAUGCUUGUGGAGCUCUUCCCAGCAGUGUUUUUGAAGCUGAGAGGCCAGGGUGUAAAUUUACAUUGCAGCAGCGUAUUUCAACAUUCUUUUACAAGGGGUUUUUGUAUGGCUCAGUUGGAUUUGGGUGUGGCCUUGUUGGGCAGGGCAUUGCGAAUUUGAUAAUGAUUACUAAGAGGAGCAUCAAGAAGUCACAAGAGGACAUACCUGUCCCUCCUUUAAUAAAAAGUGCUGCACUCUGGGGAUUCUUUCUGGCAGUCUCUUCGAAUACUCGAUACCAAAUUAUAAACGGCUUAGAGCGCUUGGUUGAAGCAUCGCCAGUAGCAAAACGCGUCCCCCCUGUUGCCUUGGCCUUCACCGUGGGCGUACGAUUUGCUAACAAUAUUUAUGGUGGUAUGCAGUUUGUGGAAUGGGCUAAGCUGAGUGGAGUGCAAUAAGAUAGUUUGGUGUGCAAAGAUUUCCUAGCAAAUACAGAUGUUAGAAGCCUGUUGAAAUUAUUGUAUGCUACUGUUUUAUGUUUCGGACUCUCCAAAAAUGCACUAUUUUUGAAAGAUCCGACACAUACUAGUCGACAUUUUUGAACAGUCCGAGCAACAAUUAUCCUUUUCUCUUGUUUGAUUGGUA